Messenger RNA from Rubroshorea leprosula, 1300 nucleotides. The record is from the annotation of a GenBank genome assembly. Lineage: Eukaryota; Viridiplantae; Streptophyta; Magnoliopsida; Malvales; Dipterocarpaceae.
AGUGCUUCGACCAAACAUUGACCUUUCCAAUCCCUUCUCAUCUGUCUCUUUAUCAGAAAUGGAGUGCAUGGAAGCAAGAGCCUUGAAAUCCAAGGAACUCAGGGAACUGGGUAUGAAAUCGAACCAGCAAGCCUUUCUUGACAAUUUUUGGUGUUUCAAUGCAGCAAGUGGGGUUUCUAGUGAUGAUUUUUCCGUUGAUCGUUUCCUUGAUUUCUCCGCCGGAGAAUUUGACGACGGGGGCUCUGCUGAAGAAGAAGAAAAGGACUACCUCUCUGUUUCCUCUCAAGAUAACAACUUUAAUUCCGCCGGUUACUCUUUUAAUUCCCUCCUACCCGAAGAACUCUCUGUUCCGGUUGAUGAUGUCGCCGAGCUUGAAUGGGUGUCUCAAUUGGUCGACGAUUCUUCGUCAGAAUUCCCUCUGCUGUACCAGUUUAGUAAACAGAAAACCGACGGCCAUGCAAAACCCGACCCAAAACCGGUUUCAGUAAAACCGGCGUGUUUCCUUUUCCGAGUUCCGGCAAAGGCAAGAACUAAGCGGCCGAGAACCGCCCGUCGCGACUUGUCAACGUUGUUGGUUUUCUUGACCAAGUCGUCCUCAAGUUGUUCCAGUAACAGUGAGCCGCCAAUGAAGAAACCGAAGAAAAAACCGGCGGCUCUGACUGGUGGGUUGUUGGGAGGGAACGCGGUUCCGCGGCGGUGUAGCCACUGUCAGGUCCUGAAGACUCCUCAGUGGCGAACCGGCCCGCUGGGCGCCAAAACGCUUUGCAAUGCUUGUGGAGUUCGAUACAAGUCCGGUCGGCUCUUUCCGGAGUAUAGACCGGCUUGUAGUCCAAGUUUUUUAGCCGAUAUUCACUCCAAUAGCCACCGGAAAGUGUUAGAGAUAAGGAAAAGAAAGGAAAAGGAGUUAGCACUAGUAGGAGUGGAGCCCGGUUUGAAUCUGGUUCAUAGUUUUUUAGCCCAUUAUAAUAGUUACUAAGAACUUGUUUGAUAUGAGAGAUGAUGUUAAAGAUAUUUCGUUUAAUCAAAUUAAAAUGUAGGGCCAAUGUUUUAUUUUGGUUGAACGAAAUCACCUAAGCAAGUAGGCUGGAUAGAUUUUGGUAGGUUUAUGGUCCUUAAGGAUGAUGAAGGUCUUAGAAUUCAGUCCAAUUAAUGAUUAUAGUUGGGAUUUUAGGAUUUUUGGUGGGUUUUUCUUAUCGGUUUCUUUUGGUUUUCGCUCAAAUAGAUUUAGAAGAUAUAGAAGGUUUUUAGAUGGGUUUCAUUAUUAGUUGUUGGUAUUGUAAAAUAAAAAUAGUUGAAUAUG